UUUACCGCGUAAGGAAUGGAAUAUCUCCGUAAAGGAUCUUUUAAUGUGAUCCAAGUGAUGAAAAAUCCGAUGGUGAACGAAAGUCUCUUCGAAGGUGAUAUAAUGGGCAUAGAUCCUAAUACGGACAGAAAUGCCAUUCCAAGAGACUCCCAACGAUGGCCCAACGGAGUAGUGCCUUAUGAGGUGGAUGAAGCCCUAUAUCCUAUCUGGACUCUUUUGAUGAGAGCAAUACGUCACAUCGAAGAGAGGACUUGCAUAAGAUUCAAGCACAAAACAGAUGAAAAGGAUUAUAUCCGAAUGGUGCAAUCUAAUGGAUGCUGGUCUUUCGUGGGCAGGUUAGGCAAUGGUGAACAGAAACUCUCAUUAGGUCAUGGAUGCGAGAAUUUUGGAGCUGUGGUUCACGAGAUUAUGCACGCCCUUGGUUUUUGGCAUGAACAAAAUAGGUCUGACAGAGAUGAUUAUCUAACCAUUAAUUGGCAUAAUAUCGACCCAAAGUGGCAUUAUGCCUUCAGAUUGUUGCAACCCCACCAAAAUCGCCUCUUAACUCCUUUCGACUACAACUCCAUCAUGCUGUAUGGUGAGACGAUUUUUAGCUUCGGCGAGGUAAGGAAAAGUAUGGAAGCCAAGGAUGGAAGGCAUUUACAAGACCCUUUUUCGAAACCCGGAAUGUCCGCCUCUGAUGAAAAAAGACUUAAAAUGCUAUACAACUGUGAAUAAAGCAAAAAUUAUUUGAUUAGUGCA
Messenger RNA from Stegodyphus dumicola, 741 nucleotides. Its product is annotated as astacin-like metalloprotease toxin 5. Gene Ontology annotation, molecular function: zinc ion binding; metalloendopeptidase activity. Gene Ontology annotation, biological process: proteolysis. Lineage: Eukaryota; Metazoa; Arthropoda; Arachnida; Araneae; Eresidae. The record is from RefSeq and is a predicted model, not a curated record.